Molecule: messenger RNA, 2041 nt
Organism: Acipenser ruthenus (sterlet)
Lineage: Eukaryota; Metazoa; Chordata; Actinopteri; Acipenseriformes; Acipenseridae
Product: immunoglobulin superfamily member 21-like
Exons: 10
Coding region: 361-1848 (495 amino acids)
Biological process (GO): heterophilic cell-cell adhesion; homophilic cell-cell adhesion
Cellular component (GO): adherens junction
Source: RefSeq, a predicted model, not a curated record
AGAGAGAGAGAGAGAGAGAGAGAGAGAGGAUGUGCAUUGCGUGCAGAGCAUAGUUUUUCAUGGAAAUCUGUAUCUGUGGCGUUUAAUCCUUCGCUGCUGCAGCAGCAUUGCAAUACCGAAACAUAAGAAACAAUCUGAUUUUGUAAACCCACGUCGCUGUGGCGUGUUUAAAAAGAGAAAGUGAGAAAAACAGAAGAAAAUACCUUUUUUUUUUCUUGUGGGAGUUUUGUUAGCGUAUUUGAUUGAUUUAUAUAGCUCUUGAUGUAUGUAUUAGUUUAUUUUCUUUCAUUUUUUUUCUUUUUAAAAUUGAAUUUGCACAAUGUGCACCCAGUGGAGUCCACUUGAUCUCGUCUCUUUGGAAUGGUGGGGAACACGCACCCGAGGAAUGGGAAGUAUCUAAAGGCAGAUGGAGUUUGGGGAUUAUUGCAAAAUAAGGGAAAGAUGACCGUUUUUUCUCUGUGUUUCCUCCUGUGCGCUGAUGUCUUGGACUUAGCUUUAGGUUAUCUAACAGUCACCAUUGAACCCCUUCCUCCUGUUGUAGUAGGAGACACCGUAACGCUGAAAUGUAACUUCAAGACCGAUGGGAGGCUGCGAGAGAUAGUCUGGUAUCGGGUUACAGAUGGGGGCACAAUCAAACAGAAGAUCUUCACUUAUGACGCCAUGUUCAACACCAAUUACUCUCACAUGGAGGACUAUCGAAGGCGUGAAGACCUUGUGUACCAAUCAACAGUGCGGCUGCCAGAGGUCCGGAUCUCAGAUAAUGGGCCGUACGAAUGCCACGUUGGAAUUUACGACCGCGCCACGAGGGAAAAAGUGGUGCUGGCUUCUGGGAACAUAUUCCUCACCGUUAUGUCCCCGCCUCUCUCGAUCUCAGUGGUGGCAGCAGAUACGCCGGCACCUUUUAGUCGAUACCAGGCCCAGAACUUCACCCUCAUCUGUAUCGUUUCUGGGGGGAAACCUGCACCAACGGUGUACUUCAAGCGGGACGGAGAGCUGAUUGAGGUGAUCCCCUGGGCACAGCCCUCCUCAGGGGGGAAACAGGCAGCUGCUAUGAGGGUCCCCCAGGGGCCGCAGCCCCUGAUCAGCCGCGAGCUCGAUGACACCAAGCUGCAGAAGUCUCUGUCCCUGCUGGACUUUGACGAGAAGCCGGCCAGGUUGUUCACCGAGGACCCCAUGAGAGGCUACACCCCCCGGGCCCCGCGCUACGAGCCCAGCCCAGCCACGGAGAUCAUCCCUGAGACGGUGGUGAGCCGGGAGUUCCCUCGCUGGGUGCAGAGCACUGAUCCGCUCUACUACUUCCAUCACACCCACAUUCCGCUGAGCGACGGCACAAUAGAGGUGCACGCCAUAAUUACCUGGACCCUCAAUCCCCAGCUGGACAAUGAUGCGCUCUUCAGCUGCGAGGUCAAGCACCCUGCUCUCUCUAUGCCAAUGCAGGCCGAAGUUACUCUGGAGGCCCCUAAGGGCCCCAAGCUGAUAAUGACUCCGACCCGAGCAAAGGUUGGGGACACAGUGCGCAUUGUCGUUCAAGGAUUCCAGAACAAGGUCUUCCCCGAGCCCCUCUUCACCUGGACGCGGGUCGGAGGUCGUCUGUUGGACGGCAGUGCAGAGCAUGAUGGGAAGGAGCUGAUUUUGGAGCGAGUGCCACCAGAACUGAACGGCUCCAUGUACCGAUGCACGGCCCAGAAUCCUCUAGGCUCCACAGACACCCACACCCGGCUCAUUGUCUUCGAAAACCCAAGCAUGAUGAAGGGCACAAAGAAUCAAAACAAUGCUGCAUCCUUUAUGGAAACUCUUGGACUGAUGCCAGCUGUGCUGAUCCUUACAGUAACUCUGGAGUUUACGUGAGGUGUUCAGACUCCCACAGCACUCCCAGCCUGUCCGUCCAGCUCCAGCAUCAUCCACCAUGAGAGAUCCUGACACUUCUCUCUUUUUGUAAAAAAAAAAAGCAAAAAAAACCCACACAGUCAAAUCCCUUGUCUUUUUCUUGUCUCACCUCUCUCUGCCUGUCUUUCAAUAAACAUUAGUUCUGUUUAAAAAA